Cooperia oncophora is the source of this 627-nucleotide messenger RNA. NCBI's taxonomy places the organism in Eukaryota, Metazoa, Nematoda, Chromadorea, Rhabditida, Trichostrongylidae. The record is from the annotation of a GenBank genome assembly.
AUGAAAAACGCUGUUGCAGAAAGUACUGAAGAAUGCAACACGGGAACGUACUUCCUCGUGCCGGUCAAGUCCGACUUUCCAGAAGCGGAUCGAAAGUUGCUGUUCUCACUGGAUCCUGGCAUAAUGCCAAUGAAUAAAGACGUUCCAAGUAAGUCAUACGUAAGACUGCAGCACGAGGCCACUAACACAUGGGUACAUGCGACAAGUGCAAGCGAGAAGCAGAAUCUGUACUACAGCAGUAAGACAGAAAAGGGCUGGGUACGUGUAAUCUGCGAGAACAAUCGAGUGGACAAGGAGACAUUUGCGCUGUUACCAGUUCAUCCAAAUGAGGUUCGCGACUUGGAUUUCGCUAACGAUGCGUGCCGAGCCUUACGAAAUUUCAUAAGGCAUAUUAAAAGCGGUGAUCCAGUCACUAAGGAGUCGAUCAACGUUACAAUUCAACUGCUUACUGAAUGCAUCUACUUCGUGACGAAUACCAAGAAUCACAUGAUGGAUCCGUUGCAAAUCAACGAUUUCACGCCGUCUAGAGAUCGCCAAAAAUUGCUUCGAGAGCAGGAAGUACUUGAUCAGGUGGGUUUUCAGACUAAAGAAUCUUGGGUUUUCAUCGUACGGUCAUACCGAGCUGGG